AGACGUCUGGGCUGCCCCGGCGCAGCGCGGCAGCGGCAGCCUCCGCCCCCGGCCCGGUGUGCGCGCCCGCGGCAGGGCGGCCCGAGUCCCGAGCCCCGAGCGAGCCCCGGCGGCCGCCGCCUCCCAGACCGGAGGACGGGCCACCUCGGCGGCGUCCGCCCGAGUCUUCGCCUGGCCGCGCCGCCGCAGCCACCGCGCGCGGCCGCCUGACUCCGUCCAGGAUUAACUGGGGCGAGCCCGAGAGAGCCCCUGGGGCAGCGAUGCGACCCUCCGGGACGGCAGGAGCCGCGCUCCUGGUCCUGCUGGCUGCGCUCGUCCAGGCCAGUCGGGCGCUGGAGGAAAAGAAAGUUUGCCAAGGCACAAGUAACAAGCUCACCCAGUUGGGCACUUUUGAAGACCACUUUCUGAGCCUCCAGAGGAUGUUCAAUAACUGUGAAGUGGUCCUUGGGAAUUUGGAAAUUACCUACGUGCAAAGGAAUUAUGACCUUUCCUUCUUAAAGACCAUCCAGGAGGUUGCUGGUUAUGUCCUCAUUGCCCUCAACACAGUGGAGAGGAUUCCUCUGGAAAACCUGCAGAUCAUCAGAGGAAACGUGCACUACGAGAACUCGUACGCCUUAGCAGUCUUGUCCAACUACGGUGCCAACAAGUCUGGACUGAGGGAGCUGCCCAUGAGGAACUUGCAGGAAAUCCUGCACGGUGCUGUGCGCGUCAGCAACAACCCUGUCCUCUGCAACGUUGAGACCAUCCAGUGGCGGGACAUCGUCAGCGGUGACUUUCUGAGCAAUAUGUCGAUGGACUUUCAGAACAAUCUGGGCAAUUGCCAGACAUGCGAUCCAGGCUGUCCCAAUGGGAGCUGCUGGGGUGCGGGAGAGGAGAACUGCCAGAAACUGACCAAAGUCAUCUGCGCGCAGCAGUGCUCCGGGCGCUGCCGCGGCAAGUCCCCCAGCGACUGCUGCCACAACCAGUGCGCCGCGGGCUGCACGGGGCCCCGCGAGAGCGACUGCCUGGUCUGCCGCAGGUUCCGAGAUGAAGCCACGUGCAAGGACACCUGCCCGCCACUCAUGCUGUACAACCCCACCACGUACCAGAUGGACGUGAACUCCGAGGGCAAAUACAGCUUUGGUGCCACCUGCGUGAAGAAGUGUCCCCGAAACUACGUGGUGACAGACCAUGGCUCGUGCGUCCGCGCCUGCGGUUCAGACAGCUACGAGGUGGAGGAAGACGGCAUCCGCAAGUGUAAAAAGUGUGAGGGGCCCUGCCGCAAAGUCUGUAACGGAAUAGGGAUCGGUGAAUUUAAAGACACACUGUCCAUAAAUGCUACAAACAUUAAAUACUUCAGAAAUUGCACCUCCAUCAGUGGAGACCUCCAUAUCCUGCCUGUGGCAUUUAGGGGGGACUCCUUCACGCGCACCCCUCCUCUGGACCCGAAGGAGCUGGACAUCCUGAGAACCGUGAAGGAGAUAACAGGGUUUUUGCUGAUUCAGGCUUGGCCUGAAAACAGGACAGACCUCCACGCCUUCGAGAACCUGGAAAUCAUCCGCGGCAGGACCAAGCAACAUGGCCAGUUUUCUCUUGCGGUUGUUGGCCUGAACAUAACAUCCUUGGGAUUACGUUCCCUCAAGGAGAUAAGUGAUGGAGAUGUAAUAAUUUCAGGAAACAAAAAUUUGUGCUAUGCAAAUACAAUAAACUGGAAAAAACUAUUUGGGACCUCUAGUCAGAAAACCAAAAUUAUAAACAACAGAGUUGAAAACAACUGCAAGGCCACGGGCCAUGUCUGUCAUUCCUUGUGCUCGCCCGCGGGCUGCUGGGGCCCGGAGCCCAGAGACUGCGUCUCCUGCCGGAGCGUGAGCCGCGGCAGGGAGUGUGUGGAGCGGUGCAGCGUCCUGGAGGGCGAGCCCAGGGAGUUUGUGGAGGGUUCCGAGUGCGUCCAGUGCCACGCGGAGUGCCUGCCCCAGGCCAUGAACGUCACCUGCACGGGACGGGGACCAGACCACUGCAUCCAGUGUGCCCACUACAUCGAUGGCCCUCACUGUGUCAGGACCUGCCCAGCGGGCGUCAUGGGGGAGAACAGCACCCUGGUCUGGAAGUACGCAGAUGCCAGCCGCGUGUGCCGCCUGUGCCAUCCAAACUGCACCUACGGAUGUGAUGGGCCAGGUCUUCAAGGCUGUCCAAACGGCGGGCCCAAGAUCCCGUCCAUUGCCACUGGGAUCGUGGGCGGCCUCCUCUUGGUGGUGGUGGUGGCCCUGGGGAUCGGGCUGUUCCUGCGGAGGCGCCACAUCGUCCGGAAGCGCACGCUGCGCCGGCUGCUGCAGGAGAGAGAGCUUGUGGAGCCUCUCACGCCCAGCGGAGAAGCUCCCAACCAGGCUCUCUUGAGGAUCUUAAAGGAAACUGAGUUCAAGAAGAUCAAGGUUCUGGGCUCUGGGGCGUUUGGCACCGUGUACAAGGGACUCUGGAUCCCAGAAGGUGAGAAAGUUAAAAUCCCUGUGGCCAUCAAGGAAUUGAGAGAAGCAACAUCCCCAAAAGCCAACAAGGAAAUUCUCGAUGAGGCCUACGUGAUGGCCAGCGUGGACAACCCGCACGUGUGCCGCCUGCUGGGCAUCUGCCUGACCUCCACCGUGCAGCUCGUCACGCAGCUCAUGCCCUUUGGCUGCCUCCUGGACUACAUCCGCGAGCACAAGGACAACAUCGGCUCCCAGUACCUGCUCAACUGGUGUGUGCAGAUCGCAAAGGGCAUGAACUACCUGGAGGAUCGCCGCUUGGUGCACCGCGACCUGGCGGCCAGGAACGUGCUGGUGAAGACGCCACAGCACGUCAAGAUCACAGACUUCGGGCUGGCCAAGCUGCUGGGUGCCGAGGAAAAAGAGUACCACGCAGAGGGGGGCAAAGUGCCAAUCAAGUGGAUGGCGUUAGAAUCGAUUUUACACCGAAUUUAUACCCACCAGAGUGAUGUCUGGAGCUAUGGGGUCACCGUUUGGGAGCUGAUGACCUUUGGGUCCAAGCCGUACGAUGGAAUCCCCGCAAGCGAGAUUUCCUCCGUCCUGGAGAAGGGCGAGCGCCUUCCCCAGCCGCCCAUAUGCACCAUCGACGUCUACAUGAUCAUGGUCAAGUGCUGGAUGAUCGAUGCAGACAGUCGCCCGAAGUUCCGUGAGUUGAUCAUUGAAUUCUCCAAGAUGGCCCGAGACCCCCAGCGCUACCUUGUCAUCCAGGGAGAUGAACGGAUGCACCUGCCGAGCCCCACGGACUCCAAUUUCUACCGCACCCUGAUGGACGAAGAGGACAUGGAGGACGUCGUGGACGCCGACGAGUACCUGGUCCCACAGCAGGGCUUCUUCCACAGCCCCUGCACCUCCCGCACCCCCCUCCUCAGCUCUCUGAGCGCGACCAGCAACAGUUCCGCCGCGGCUUGCGUUGACAGAAACGGGCAGAGCUGUCCCAUCAAGGAAGAGAGCUUCUUGCAGCGGUAUAGCUCAGACCCCACUGGCGCCUUGACCGAGGACAGCAUGGACGACACCUUCCUCCCAGUGCCUGAAUACAUAAACCAAUGCAUUCCCAAAAGGCCCGCGGGCUCUGUGCAGAACCCCGUCUACCACAACCAGCCUCUGAACCCAGCUCCCGGCAGGGACCCACACUACCAGAACCCCCACAGCACCGCCGUGGGCAACCCCGAGUAUCUCAACACUGCCCAGUCUGCCUGCGUCAGCAGCACACUCGACAGCACUGCCCACUGGGCCCAGAGAGGCACCCACCAAGUCAGCCUGGACAACCCUGACUACCAGCAGGACUUCCUUCCCAGGGAAGCCAAGCCCAAUGGCACGUUCAAGGGCCCUGCAGCUGAAAACGCAGAGUACCUAAGGGCAGCGCCACUGAGCAGGGAAUUUACAGGAGCGUGACCACAGAGAACAGUGUCAGCCAUAAAGCCCAGACCACAGACACCCAGGACCAAGCCCCGGCAGCCACUCUAGCCCGACAACCAUGUCCACACCCACUGGAGGACCCACGGACUGGUGGCGCCAUGUUGCGCUGACUGGCCCCUCUUUCAGCAGGGAAGUGUCCCCUCCUCAGGUGCUCUUUGGGAAGUUGCAGGCACAUUCCUUUGUCUUCAACUGUGAAGCUUCCACAAAAAGACACCCAGGAAGAAUGUUGUCUAUUUGAGCAGAAGUUUACCUUUAGGUGAGGUAUAUUUAGGAAAAAAUAACUAUAUAUAAGGAUUUUUAUUGGUUGGGGACCUUUGGGAUUUGUAAUUGUCAUUACUGAUUUUGAUUUUAAUGGACUCUUCUGACGAGGAAGAAGCUUCUUGCAGUACUUGCUGCGCUGAGUGCAUCCGGGCCCAGCUGUGACCAAGGUGCACGGGCCACCAGUCUUCCCACCAACACUCAGUCUCAUUGGCUCUGCUUCAAGACUGUCACGCUGCAAGACAACUAAAUAUACAGGAGUCCUCCAUGUCCCAGGCAGGCCUGGUGGGUACUCUGUCAGGUCAUGGCAGGUACAAUAGGAUAUGCCACUUUGCCCCUUCCUGGGUGAAGAAGAAACGGAGGGGGUAGAAUUCUUCCUUGGACUUAUUUUGUGUGACUGUCUCCAUGGUACCAAGUCCCCACUGGUUGACCAGUGUUUUCUAAUUAUGAGUAUUGGACUUACUUGUUCAUUUUCCAUUCCGUUGCUUUGACACUCAGUAUGCCUUCCCUGUCUUACUGUCAUGAGGUCAGCAAGAGAAGACGGUACGUUAAAUAACGAAAGGAUUCCAGCCCACAUUUGAUCCCCAGCAUUCAGACCAAUAGCCUUUAAUCAAGAUGGAACAAUAGUGCAAAAGGUUAAUGUACGAACAUAUCCACGAAAUCUGAAGCUCAGAUGAAAUGCACUCAGUUUUGGGGGCGUAUAUCAGGAGACUACAAAAAUGAAGCUGCUCUUAAAUUUCCUUUAGUCCUCCCCACCCAACCCCCAAAUAUUAGUUUAGGUUACUUGUAGAAGAUAAUCUUCUCUUUUCCUUUUACUUUAAAAGUUUUUACUCAAAGAGUAUGUGUUCCUCCCUGGGCAGCUGCCCCCAGACUACCCCCCUGCCUCUGUGAAAAAGGUAUCUAGGCCCUGAAGCAACUAUUGAGGAACUUACAGCGCUGGCCAGAGUAGGCACAUUUUAGCAAUAAAAAUAGCAUUAUGAAUAUUAUGGAAUUCAAGUGGUCAAUACAAAAGUAGAGUUUGAAAUUGAUAAUACUUUCACAACAUCUACAGAUGUUUUAGAAGAAAAAGAAAUUCCCUCCUAAAAUAAUUCCCCUAUAGUUGGAGGAUCUGACUAAUUAGGAUCCCGACUUUUUUCCUGCUCUGUGUGUGUCCCUGCAACCUGAUUGGCUGGCAGCACCUGUAAACAAUUUUCUAAACACCCCUAGUCAAUAUCUACCCUGUCCAGAUUGUCAAGGAAAAAAUGUUUCACACACUAUUUUCAGCCUGCAGAUAUGCUCAGCCACACACACAUACAAAUGUUCUGUUUGCUUUUAAAUUAGCAAUUUAAAAGUAGAUUGAUCAGGGCUCCACAGCUUUGUUAAGAAAAUAUUUGACCUUUGUCUUAAUGGAAAUAAAACUAUAUUUCAUUCCAUGCCAUUCUACUCUCAAAUACCCUUAAGUACCUAUACCAGCCCGGCGUAGGUACCAAAGAUACAAAAAUAAAUUAAAGAUUAUCCCUGAUUCUGAGAAAUUCACAAUUUAGCAAAGGGGAAAUGGACUCAUAAAUCCCAACCUUGAAACAGUAUGACAAAGAGCAGGCAGAACCCAGGGCAGGGAGGGUGGUUCUGCCCGGGAAACCCAGAGGCUCCCUGAGGGAGACAGCCUCAGAGAUGAUGGGGCUUAGCCAGGAGAGAAAGGGAAACGGUGAGCCCGGCUGUGGGAACCCCUCUGGGGUCCACUAAUAGCUGAAAGGCGAGUCCAGCCAUCCUACCCAGCCCCUCCCCUCAGGCCUGGGAAUCAGGCUUGGAGCACCCCCAGGUUCUCAGAGCGUUGCACCCCCCUCGGGGAUUUCAAGCCAUCAUCUCUGAAAUGAUUAGUAAGAAGACUGAGCAACAUAGUUCUAAGAAUCUGAGAUUUUAUACCAUUGUCAGUAAACCACUUGCAUCGUGUAUUCACCUCAGAGCAAAAGCACUGCAGUCAGGACUGGGACACAGAGUGUCACACUCUGCUGUCCCUUUUUGUCGAGAAGCAGAUGAUUGAUGAGGGAGGGCAGUUGGAAGCCAGUCAGAUUGUAGUAAUUAAAUCCUAGUAUUUUUGUAGUUUAAAAAAUACACUUUAACACAAUAAAACAGCAAAAGCUAUUCAAGUUUUCUUUUCUUCUCCUCCAUAUUUCAGUUUUCCUGCAUAAAACUCAGUUGCUAAAUUCCACUAAUUUUAAGAUUGUGUUUCCCAAAACGUUCUCACCCCCUCUGUGCAGGGACCGUCUCCAAGGACCCAGUCAGGAGGGGGUGCCCCGAGCCCCGUCACUUCCACUCCACAGCCCUGAGGGUCACGUCUCACACCUUGUUCCCCAUUCCCUGGGUCCGAGCCCAUUGAGACCCCACAGAGAGCCUGUCUGCCGUCUCUUCCUCAGCCAGUGCCUGCAGGACCUUCCCCCGUGGCCCCAUCCUGGGACCUGGCCUUGGGGAAAGUGCAGAGUUGGGAGCUGUCGCAGUGGGCUGUGAUCCUUCAACACAGCUUCUCCUGUCAUCUCUAUGGAGUCCCUCUAAUUGCACCCCGUGAGAAACACUUGUCAUCCUCUGAAGUUAAAAGAAGAGACAAACUUUUUUAAACUCUAAACUUGCUGUGAGCCCAGGCUGCCACUGAUUUUACCUGUCAGAGCACGGGGCAGCAGCACUUCGCACUCCAGUCGAUGAUGCAGCUGAGACAUUUGUUGAAAGUCCUUAAUCUUGUGCUUUAGCCUCCCCUGCUCCCCUGCAGACAUACACAAACUAUGGGGCGCACGAAAGGACCUGGCUCUCAAGGCCAUCUGCCCUUGGGAAUCUCCCGGGUGUCAACCAAUAGAUUCUGAUUUCAUUUUUCUCGGGUGCAGCCUGGGCCCAGGGACUCUUCAGAGCACCCCCAGGUUAUUCUGAGGAGUGGGGACGUUUAGGGAACCUCUGCUGUAAAGGAAGGCCGAGGCCUCAGCACUCAUGUGGCCUCUGCUUCCCAUGCACAGGGCGAGGCUGGUGCCUGGGGGACCCACUGUGCUCACCCUCAGCUCAAAUGAGAGCCACUGCAGCUCCAAAAGAAGGGGUCAGGGGUCUGCAGGGGUCAAACCGAAUCUCAGAGGCUCCCACAUGAUUCCACUGGGCAGCCAGGGUUGAAACUGUCCCUUCUGAGGUCCCCUUCAGUUGUAGAGGCCUGUGGGUCUGUGCCACACCCCACAAGGUUCCCCUGCGCAGCGGAAAGAAAAGUUUGCAGUCACUGAUAUGCCUGAGAUGUGGCCACCAGUGGCCAUUCCAAAAGCCUCCAAUUCAUUGUCACCAGCGGCUUAUGCUGAAAGUGGCAAAUGCCCAAAUCUGAGCGUCGAUAAAGCCUUCAGACCCUUGGUGUUUUCUGAGAAGUUAUACCAACCCCCUUAUGAGCGAGCUGCUCCCUCCUAAGUGGCAGCUGUGGAACUGCCCUUGGUGUCUGCCCUGCGGUACUUUCCUGUGAUCUGCACACGUCUUACUACAACAUGAGGAUUGCUUGUAUUUCCUUGCCUGGGGGCUGUGGAGCCUUUCUGAACAGAAAUCCCAGCCUCUUGUUCUAGCCACACCUGCCAUGCCAGCAGCACACAUCUUUGUACUCUUAAACACGUAGACAAGAGUUUUAAAUGUAAAUCUAUUUUUGUAACUUUUUUGUGGAAUAUUGUCCUCUUUAUGUAGCACUGAACUUUGUAAAGUAUAUUUUUAGGAAACUCAUUUUUCUACUAAAAGCAACACAGUUAACUUUAGAAAGACUGCAACAGAAUCCAAAUUUGAACAGAAAUCUUUGUUGAAAAGGGUUAACUUGAAGCAAAGGUCUUUGUCUGUCUUACAAAAAGGUACAACCUCAUUGCAGAGCCAAGCCAGAUUAUUGCCAUGGUGAAGAGGAGAAUUGUCACUUUUUAUAUUUAUAAUAUUAGGAAAGCUGGAAAGCACAUUUAGCUUGGUCUGAAGCAGGUUCUGUUGAGUCUGGGGCAAUGUUGAUGGAGAGCGAUAAUCUGUUAUCACUACUAGAAGAAUCCAACUGCAUGUCAUACUCUGAUCGUCUGCCAAUAUCGCCCUGUCAAUGUAAGAAAAGCAAUAAUACAGCACUUUGUUGGUUUAUAUAUA
Messenger RNA from Lemur catta (Ring-tailed lemur), 8270 nucleotides. It is a transcript of the gene EGFR, whose product is annotated as epidermal growth factor receptor. Gene Ontology annotation, cellular component: basal plasma membrane; signaling receptor complex. Gene Ontology annotation, biological process: positive regulation of kinase activity; negative regulation of apoptotic process; protein phosphorylation. The transcript has 28 exons. The record is from RefSeq and is a predicted model, not a curated record. The coding region runs from base 261 to 3890 and encodes 1209 amino acids. Lineage: Eukaryota; Metazoa; Chordata; Mammalia; Primates; Lemuridae. Gene Ontology annotation, molecular function: ATP binding; epidermal growth factor binding; epidermal growth factor receptor activity.